CUAAAAUCAAAUUCAACUAUAUUACACGUUAGCGUUUUAAACUCCCAUUAAAUCCCAAAUCGUAACAACAUUCUUCUGUGGCAAGUUGACGUUCAAGUUUGAAACUUUGAACGUCGCCAGUUUGACAUCGUACACAGUGGGAGCCGGCCGUCUUGGGUAAAAACAAUGAGUAAGAAAAACGGUUUAGAAUCGUCGACGUCGCGCGGCAAGUCGGAGGCUUCGGAAACUACACCCCUUGUCGCUAAAGUGGGAGACAAUGGUGAAGAUCCAGAGCUGAACAAGAAUGGUGGUGGUGGUCUAUCAGUCAAGCAGACAGCACUGCUGGUGGUUGGAGAGAUUGCCGGUGGUGGAGUCCUGGCCUUACCGAGAGCUUUAGUCAAAACUGGAUGGCUCGGUGUUCCGUUACUCCUGCUGAUAUGUCUAAUGGCAGCGUUCAGUGGAAAACGUUUAGGAGACUGCUGGUCCCUCAUCGAGGCCAGAGACCCGCAAAUGAGGACCAGGAAGAGGAACCCAUAUGCUAUCAUCGCUGAACAGGCCCUGGGAAAGACGUGGAGCGCGGCAGUGUCAGUGGCGCUCGUUGUCACACAGUUCGGUGUGGCCGUGGUCUACCUGCUGCUGGCGGCUCAGAUCAUCCAGCAGCUGUUCCUGGCGCUGGUUCCCACCAUGACCCUGUGUCUGUGGUACCUCAUCGUCACCGGGGCAAUGACCCCACUGCUUCUUUUCGGCACGCCGAAGGACUUCUCAUUCCUAGGAACAAUCGCUUUCUUCGCGACGGUCAUCGCCUGCGUCCUCUACUUCAUUCAGAUGAUGAACGACAUCCGUCCCUUCGUGUUCCGCUGGGGCAUCCACGGCUUCAAGGACUUCUUCCUGGCCGUCGGCAUCAUGAUGUUCGCCUUCAACGGCGCCUCCACUUUUCCCACCAUACAGAACGACAUGGCCGAUAAGACCAAGUUCAACAAGAGCCUGCAGUACAGCUUCGCAGCCAUCAUGGCCAUCUACCUGCCUAUCUCGAUCGCUGGCUACGCGGUGUACGGCGAGAGUGUAGGACCAAACUUCAUCACAUCUCUCACUGCCACACCAUUGACUCUGGUGGCUAAUGUGCUCAUGGCUAUUCAGUUGGUAUCUGCCUUCAUCAUCUCCAUCAACCCCGUGUGCCAGGAGAUGGAGGAGAUGUACAAUAUCCCCAGAGACUCCAUCGGCCACCGCAUCCUGGUCCGCGUGUCAAUCAUGGCCGGCAUCAUGUUUAUCGGGGAGAGCAUCCCGAGGUUCUACACCGUGCUGGCUCUGGUCGGAGCCACCUCCAUCGGCCUGCUCACCUUCAUCCUGCCGUGCUACUGCUUCCUCAAGCUCGACAACCAGCCGCCAGCGGAGGGACAGGUGCAGAGCGAGACCCCCGGCUGGUCGAAGCUGCUGUGCUGGCAGGUGGUCAUCGUGGGAGCUGUGGGUGCCAUAAUAGCCACCUACGCAGCCAUCAGCGCCAUAUUUAGCACGUCGCAGGCGACACCCUGCUAUCUUAAAUAAUUCUAAAUAACCCCAUCGUUGCUAGCCGUAUUGUUGCCAGCCCUAUUAUUGGCACCUCAAAUUUUUGUUUGGAAGUAUGAAUGCCAAUAACAGGAUUAUGAUGAAACUUUACGUGACUAUAAAUGGGUGUUUUCCUUUAUACAUGAUCAAAAUAUUUCAAUUGAGGUACCAUAUUCGAGACAUCAGAAGUUAUAUAACAUUAUAAACAUCUAUGGUGAAAUAGUUAUCUCUGCGAUGUUCACAAAUAUGGUAGGUAUUUUAAUAUCUAAUACUUACAACAUUAUGAUAAUUAUGUAGUCUUUAAAUAAUAAUUCAAUUUUAUAAUUCCGAAUUAGUAAUCAUACUUAACGAGAUUAAGUAAGAUUAAGUAGAUUUAUUUAUGAUAUAAUUAAUUA
Aricia agestis (brown argus) is the source of this 1916-nucleotide messenger RNA. It is a transcript of the gene os, whose product is annotated as amino acid transporter AVT1B-like. The transcript is spliced from 9 exons. The record is from RefSeq and is a predicted model, not a curated record. The coding region runs from base 166 to 1521 and encodes 451 amino acids. NCBI's taxonomy places the organism in Eukaryota, Metazoa, Arthropoda, Insecta, Lepidoptera, Lycaenidae. Gene Ontology annotation, molecular function: L-proline transmembrane transporter activity; L-alanine transmembrane transporter activity. Gene Ontology annotation, biological process: L-alanine transport; amino acid transmembrane transport. Gene Ontology annotation, cellular component: vacuolar membrane.